AUGUCAUCAAAAAGAUUCUUGAAUAUCAACCUAGCCCUGCGGUUUGAUGAUAAACUGUUGCGGCCAGACCGCCACAGGAGGGAUAAGAUGGCCCCGAUCAGAGACCUGUGGGACAGAUGGAGCAGCCGACUCCCUAAGAUGUUUAACCCGGGAAGGGACAUCUGUAUCGACGAACAGCUGGUCCCUUUUAGGGGACGCUGUUCAUUUAGGCAAUACAUGCCCUCCAAACCUGGGAAGUAUGGCCUGAAGAUUUGGGCACUCUGCGAUGCUCAGACCUCCUAUGCAUGGAGGCUCCAAGUUUACUUGGGAAAGUCUGCCUCAGCACCAGUUGAGCGCAACCAGGGCAUGCGUGUUGUACUGGAGCUCACAGAUGAGCUCGAGGGCCACACUGUAACAAAAGAUAACUUUUUUACAUCUUUUCCUCUUGCUGAGGAGCUGCAGAAGAGGAGGAUGGCCCUGGUCGGGACACUGAAGUCAAACAAACCUGAGCUCCCCCACCAGCUGCUCAACACCAAACUCAGAGAAGUGCUUUCCUCUGUGUUUGCCUCAAUGCACAACAAGACCACUGUGUCCUAUGUCCCGAAAAAAGGAAAAAUGUCCUGCUUUUGAGCACAAGACAUCGGGAGCCGGAGGUCCAGGAAUCUAGGAAGAAAAAACCUCAGAUCAUUCUGGACUACAAUAGAUGCAAAGGGGCUGUCGACCACCUAGACCAGGUAAUUACACAUCACAUAUUUAUUUUACUUACUGGUAUUUAUUUACAGUUGCUCAUUACAUAUUGUUGUGUGAUAAAGUAGUAGACUAUUUACUUUUUCAUUUUUUCAAUUCAUCCAGAGGGAUGUGUAAGCUAUAAACGUAUUCAUGUCAACUGAUCAUUAGUUGUUGUUUUUUUUCUUUUUUCGCAGGCUUGUGGCACCUACUCCUGCCGUAGGCAAACACGCUGCUGGCCCAUGUGUCUGUUCUAUCACUUGGUUGAUGUGUUGUGCUUCAAUGCAUACAUCCUUUUCACCUCUGUUGACCCCAGCUGGAACAGUGGCAAGAACUUCAAGUGCCGUCUCUUCCUUCAGCAGCUUGGCAGAGCUCUCAUAGCCCCAGCCACUGCAAACAGGAGCCAUUUUCCCAGAGGACCAUUUGCAGCCAGCCUGGUUCUCCAAGCCCAGGGCCAGGUCCAUCAAGAGGAAGGCCACGAAAAACAGGGAGAAGAGGAGGAAAAGGAGGAGAAGCCACAGCCAGGACUCUCCAGAAAGCGGAAGGCAUGUUUAUUGUGCCCAAAUCCUAAAAGAGUGAGGAGCCAGUGCAUCAAAUGCAGAGGAUAUGCAUGCAGGAAGAACCUUGCACUUGUCUGUCUCCAGUAGCUGUGAACAUUUACAUAUUGAACUUAAAACUUUGACAUUUGUUGAACUUGAAUUUGUGGUGUUUGUUGAACUUGAGUUUGUCGUGUUUUUGAACUUGAGUUUGUGUGUUUUUUGAACUUGAGUUUGUGGCAUGUUUGAACUAGAGUUUGUGGCGUGUUUGAAUUUGAGGUUUUUGCAAUUGUUAAACUUGAGGUUUGGGUGUUGGUUGAACUUGAAACUGACAUUUGUUGAACUUAAAUUUGUGGUGUUUGUUGAACUUGAGUUUGUGUCGUGUUUGAACUUGAGAUUGUGUUUUUUUUACUUGAGUUUGUGUGGUUUUUGAACUUGAGUUUGUGGCGUGUUUGAACUUGAGUUUGUGGUGUGUUUGAACUUGAGUUUGUGGUAUUUUUUGAACUUGAGGUUUUGGAAAUUGUUAAACUUGAGAAUCAGGGGUUGGUUGAACUUGAGUUUGUGGUGUUUUUUGAACUUGAGUUUUUGUCGUGUUUGAACUUGAGUUUGUGGUGUUUUUGAACUUGAGUUUGUGUGUUUGUUAAACUUGAGUUUUUGGCGUCUCUCAACUUGAGUUUGUGGUGUUUUUGAACUUGAGGUUGUGGAAAUUGUUAAACUUAAGAAUUGGGUGUUGGUUGAACUUGAGUUUGUGGCAUUUGUUAAACUUCAGUUUGUGGUGUGUUUGAACUUGAAUUUGUGUUGUUUUUGGACUUGAGCUUGUGGCAAUUGUUAAACUUGAGUUUUGGGUGUUGGUUGAACUUAAAAAUUUUCACAAUUGUUGAACUCGAGUUUGUGGUGUUCAUUGAACUUUAGUUUGUGUUAUGUUUGAACUUGAGUUUGUCGUGUUUUUUGAACUUGAGGUUGUGGUGUUUUUGAACCUGAGUUUGUGUGUUUGUUGAAGUUGAGUUUGUGGCGUGGUUGAAUUUGAGGUUGUUGCAUUUGUUAAACUUGAGAUUUCGGUGUUGGUUGAACUUGAAACUUUGACAAUUGUUGAACUUGAGUUUGUGGUGUUUGUUGAACUUGAGUUUGUGUCGUGUUUGAACUUGAGAUUGUGUUUUUUUUAACUUGAGUUUGUGGUGUGUUUGAACUUGAGUUUGUGUCAUGUUUGAACUUGAGUUUGUGGUGUUUUUGAACUUGAGUUUGUGGCGUGUUUGAACUUGAGUUUGUGGCGUGUUUGAACUUGAGGUUGUGGAAUUUGUUAUACUUGAGGUUUGGGUGUUGGUUGAACUUGAAACUGACAUUUGUUGAAUUUGAGUUUGUGGUCUUUGUUCAGCUUGAGUUUGUGUCGUGUUUGAACUUGAGAUUGUGUCGUGUUUGAACUUGAGAUUGUGUGGUUUUUGAACUUGGGUUUGUGGCAUGUUUGAACUUGAGUUUGUGGCGUGUUUGAACUUGAGUUUGUGGUGUUUUUUGAACUUGAGCUUGUGGUGUUUUUGAACUUGAGUGUGUGUUUUUUGAACUUGAGUUUGUGGCGUCUUUGAACUUGAGUUUGUGGUGUUUUUGAACUUGUUUGUGGCGUGUUUGAACUUGAGUUUGUGGCGUGUUUGAACUUUAGUUUGUGGCGUGUUUGAACUUGAGGUUGUGGCAUUUGUUAAACUUGAGGUUUGGGUGUUGGUUGAACUUGAAACUUUGACUUUUGUUGAAGUUGAGUUUGUGGUCUUUGUUGAACUUGAGUUUGUGUCGUGUGUGAACUUGAGAUUGUGUUUUUUUUUUACUUGAGUUUGUGACGUGUUUGUAUUUGAGUUUGUGGUGUGUUUGAAUUUGAGGUUUUUGCAAUUGUUAAACUUGAGGUUUGGGUGUUGGUUGAACUUGAAACUGACAUUUGUUGAACUUAAAUUUGUGGUGUUUGUUGAACUUGAGUUUGUGUCGUGUUUGAACUUGAGAUUGUGUUUUUUUUACUUGAGUUUGUGUGGUUUUUGAACUUGAGUUUGUGGCGUGUUUGAACUUGAGUUUGUGGUGUGUUUGAACUUGAGUUUGUGGUAUUUUUUGAACUUGAGGUUUUGGAAAUUGUUAAACUUGAGAAUCAGGGGUUGGUUGAACUUGAGUUUGUGGUGUUUUUUGAACUUGAGUUUUUGUCGUGUUUGAACUUGAGUUUGUGGUGUUUUUGAACUUGAGUUUGUGUGUUUGUUAAACUUGAGAUUUCGGUGUUGGUUGAACUUGAAACUUUGACAAUUGUUGAACUUGAGUUUGUGGUGUUUGUUGAACUUGAGUUUGUGUCGUGUUUGAACUUGAGAUUGUGUUUUUUUUAACUUGAGUUUGUGGUGUGUUUGAACUUGAGUUUGUGUCAUGUUUGAACUUGAGUUUGUGGUGUUUUUGAACUUGAGUUUGUGGCGUGUUUGAACUUGAGUUUGUGGCGUGUUUGAACUUGAGGUUGUGGAAUUUGUUAUACUUGAGGUUUGGGUGUUGGUUGAACUUGAAACUGACAUUUGUUGAAUUUGAGUUUGUGGUCUUUGUUCAGCUUGAGUUUGUGUCGUGUUUGAACUUGAGAUUGUGUCGUGUUUGAACUUGAGAUUGUGUGGUUUUUGAACUUGGGUUUGUGGCAUGUUUGAACUUGAGUUUGUGGCGUGUUUGAACUUGAGUUUGUGGUGUUUUUUGAACUUGAGCUUGUGGUGUUUUUGAACUUGAGUGUGUGUUUUUUGAACUUGAGUUUGUGGCGUCUUUGAACUUGAGUUUGUGGUGUUUUUGAACUUGUUUGUGGCGUGUUUGAACUUGAGUUUGUGGCGUGUUUGAACUUUAGUUUGUGGCGUGUUUGAACUUGAGGUUGUGGCAUUUGUUAAACUUGAGGUUUGGGUGUUGGUUGAACUUGAAACUUUGACUUUUGUUGAAGUUGAGUUUGUGGUCUUUGUUGAACUUGAGUUUGUGUCGUGUGUGAACUUGAGAUUGUGUUUUUUUUUUACUUGAGUUUGUGACGUGUUUGUAUUUGAGUUUGUGGUGUGUUUGAAUUUGAGGUUUUUGCAAUUGUUAAACUUGAGGUUUGGGUGUUGGUUGAACUUGAAACUGACAUUUGUUGAACUUAAAUUUGUGGUGUUUGUUGAACUUGAGUUUGUGUCGUGUUUGAACUUGAGAUUGUGUUUUUUUUACUUGAGUUUGUGUGGUUUUUGAACUUGAGUUUGUGGCGUGUUUGAACUUGAGUUUGUGGUGUGUUUGAACUUGAGUUUGUGGUAUUUUUUGAACUUGAGGUUUUGGAAAUUGUUAAACUUGAGAAUCAGGGGUUGGUUGAACUUGAGUUUGUGGUGUUUUUUGAACUUGAGUUUUUGUCGUGUUUGAACUUGAGUUUGUGGUGUUUUUGAACUUGAGUUUGUGUGUUUGUUAAACUUGAGUUUUUGGCGUCUCUCAACUUGAGUUUGUGGUGUUUUUGAACUUGAGGUUGUGGAAAUUGUUAAACUUAAGAAUUGGGUGUUGGUUGAACUUGAGUUUGUGGCAUUUGUUAAACUUCAGUUUGUGGUGUGUUUGAACUUGAAUUUGUGUUGUUUUUGGACUUGAGCUUGUGGCAAUUGUUAAACUUGAGUUUUGGGUGUUGGUUGAACUUAAAAAUUUUCACAAUUGUUGAACUCGAGUUUGUGGUGUUCAUUGAACUUUAGUUUGUGUUAUGUUUGAACUUGAGUUUGUCGUGUUUUUUGAACUUGAGGUUGUGGUGUUUUUGAACCUGAGUUUGUGUGUUUGUUGAAGUUGAGUUUGUGGCGUGGUUGAAUUUGAGGUUGUUGCAUUUGUUAAACUUGAGAUUUCGGUGUUGGUUGAACUUGAAACUUUGACAAUUGUUGAACUUGAGUUUGUGGUGUUUGUUGAACUUGAGUUUGUGUCGUGUUUGAACUUGAGAUUGUGUUUUUUUUAACUUGAGUUUGUGGUGUGUUUGAACUUGAGUUUGUGUCGUGUUUGAACUUGAGUUUGUGGUGUUUUUGAACUUGAGUUUGUGGCGUGUUUGAACUUGAGUUUGUGGCGUGUUUGAACUUGAGGUUGUGGAAUUUGUUAUACUUGAGGUUUGGGUGUUGGUUGAACUUGAAACUUUGACAUUUGUUGAAUUUGAGUUUGUGGUCUUUGUUCAACUUGAGUUUGUGUCGUGUUUGAACUUGAGAUUGUAUUUUUUUUAACUUGAGUUUGUGUGGUUUUUGAACUUGGGUUUGUGGCAUGUUUGAACUUGAGUUUGUGGCGUGUUUGAACUUGAGUUUGUGGUGUUUUUUGAACUUGAGCUUGUGGUGUUUUUGAACUUGAGUGUGUGUUUUUUGAACUUGAGUUUGUGGCGUCUUUGAACUUGAGUUUGUGGUGUUUUUGUGGCGUGUUUGAACUUGUUUGUGGCGUGUUUGAACUUUAGUUUGUGGCGUGUUUGAACUUGAGGUUGUGGCAUUUGUUAAACUUGAGGUUUGGGUGUUGGUUGAACUUGAAACUUUGACUUUUGUUGAAGUUGAGUUUGUGGUCUUUGUUGAACUUGAGUUUGUGUCGUGUGUGAACUUGAGAUUGUGUUUUUUUUUUAACUUGAGUUUGUGACGUGUUUGUAUUUGAGUUUGUGGUGUGUUUGAACUUGAGUUUGUGGUAUUUUUUGAACUUGAGGUUUUGGAAAUUGUUAAACUUGAGAAUCGAGGGUUGAUUGAACUUGAGUUUGUGUGUUUGUUGAACUUGAGUUUGUGGCAUGUUUGAAUUUGAGUUUGUGUCGUGUUUGAACUUGAGUUUGUGGUGUUUUUGAACUUGAGUUUGUGGCGUGUUUGAACUUGAGUUUGUGGCGUGUUUGAACUUGAGGUUGUGGAAUUUGUUAUACUUGAGGUUUGGGUGUUGGUUGAACUUGAAACUUUGACAUUUGUUGAAUUUGAGUUUGUGGUCUUUGUUCAACUUGAGUUUGUGUCGUGUUUGAACUUGAGAUUGUGUUUUUUUUAACUUGAGUUUGUGUGGUUUUUGAACUUGGGUUUGUGGCAUGUUUGAACUUGAGUUUGUGGCGUGUUUGAACUUGAGUUUGUGGUGUUUUUUGAACUUGAGCUUGUGGUGUUUUUGAACUUGAGUGUGUGUUUUUUGAACUUGAGUUUGUGGCGUCUUUGAACUUGAGUUUGUGGUGUUUUUGAACUUGUUUGUGGCGUGUUUGAACUUGAGUUUGUGGCGUGUUUGAACUUUAGUUUGUGGCGUGUUUGAACUUGAGGUUGUGGCAUUUGUUAAACUUGAG
This is a messenger RNA of Xyrichtys novacula (pearly razorfish), 6483 nucleotides long. NCBI's taxonomy places the organism in Eukaryota, Metazoa, Chordata, Actinopteri, Labriformes, Labridae. The record is from the annotation of a GenBank genome assembly.